UUCACCUGCUUGCAAUAGCUAACAUUUUCAAACUCUUUGCCAAAAGACUUUCCACCCAUGCGCCGAUCUGAUUUAAUUUUCGGAAAGUAAUAAGAAGUCUUCGGAGAGAAGCUGUGGAUAGAAGCGGACUUGUACAGGUAAAGGUGCCUGAUCUCUCCCGGCAUUUAAUACGGAGUCUUCGUCUUUGUGCUGAGAACCAAGAGGUGCAUAGCCUACAUUUCAGAGGGCAUCAACUUUGAGAAGAUUGUUAAAUUCCUCUCCGUCUCCGGCUCUUCAAGCUAGGAGGAUUCAAAUAACUCUACUGAACAUCUAGGAACAAAGUAUUUUCAAUUUGGUAUUCGUAACCAGAAGAAAGUGGUUUUUUAGUCGCCAUGUCACAUGUACAGUACCCACCGGGAGUUUCAGAGGUCCGUCUCCGCCGCAAACAGACCCACCACCCCUGGGGAUUCCGGAUGCAAGGGGGAGUGGAGUUUGGGUUACCACUUUACAUCCAAAAGGUCACUCCUAACAGCAUAGCGGCCAAGCAUGGCAUGGCUGCCGGCGAUGCCGUCCUCCGUAUAGGAAAUACAAUAGCCAACGGUCUUUCACACAACCAAGCUAAGAUGGAAGUGAUCAGGGCGGGCAACGAGCUCGACUUUAUUCUGCAGAAGGGCGCUAUAGACUUGACUAACCCAGCUUACCAGUGUGGUGCCGGAGACACGGUGGACGACUCUGGCGCGCAAUUUGAGGGCACGUUACGCCACACCGAGGGCCCCGUGUCAGGCCACCCAGGACACGCCGCGUCCAAUGUCCAGUCCCGGUCCUUCAGGAUUCUACAAAUGCAGCUUUCAGAGGAGGAACAUGCCGCGCAGGCACAACAGCCGGCGAAAUAGAUUAACUGUGAUUAAAUCGAAGGGUGAAAAGAGCGACAGUUGCAGUCUGUUUAUACUUUCUAAUCAAGACCACGUUCAACAAGAUGGACCCUUCGAAGUACAAUUAUAAGUGGACCCUUCGAAAGUACAGACAAUGCCCGCGAAAACUAAUCAAAUAGAAAUUAAAAAUAAUAGAAAUGGUGGUACUGUGUAAGCUACUUUAGUUCUAUUUUUGUUUAUUUUAUUUUGUUAUUUAUUUUUAUUAUUAUUAUAAUUAUUAUUUUUUGGAAAUCUCCAUAUCGGUACUUACUAAUAAUGAAAUGCAACAUAUGUAGGUGUGCUGAAAUCUCACGUAAGCUGGCUUGACAGUUUUAAAGUAAAGAUUUCCAGGUGAUGGGAAAGUUCAUAGUAGUACGCAACAUUUGGACGAGACACAUUUUGCUGCAUAAUUUUCAGAACGAAAGACCAUUAAUCAUUGAUUGUGACACUUAUUGCAUAAUAGUCUAUUCUGGGUCAUUGUUAGCGUUAAAACCGAAUGUGAGAAAACAAAAUAAGUCGAUUACUUAUAAUUUUUCAUCGUCACCAUUUCAAGAAAUCGAUUCUUUGUGUAGUAUUCUUCAGCGGUACACACGUCAAUGAAAAAACAAUGCAGCGCAUUUUACAGACUCCUCUACCGCAAUUUAUACGCAUUUGUUCAUUUAUUCUUCCUGGAAUAAACUUUUCUAAUAAAUAUCGUUGUCUUC
Lingula anatina is the source of this 1594-nucleotide messenger RNA. Its product is annotated as PDZ and LIM domain protein 7. Gene Ontology annotation, biological process: actin cytoskeleton organization; muscle structure development. The record is from RefSeq and is a predicted model, not a curated record. Gene Ontology annotation, cellular component: adherens junction; Z disc; stress fiber. NCBI's taxonomy places the organism in Eukaryota, Metazoa, Brachiopoda, Lingulata, Lingulida, Lingulidae. Gene Ontology annotation, molecular function: actin binding; muscle alpha-actinin binding.